Brugia pahangi is the source of this 450-nucleotide messenger RNA. The record is from the annotation of a GenBank genome assembly. NCBI's taxonomy places the organism in Eukaryota, Metazoa, Nematoda, Chromadorea, Rhabditida, Onchocercidae.
AUGUUAAGGACUGCCACCAGACUGAAAUACUCAGCUGGCAGACCGUCUAUUGGUUUGGCAUUAUUUGGAUGUAAAAAUCGUCCUGCAUAUCGGAUCGUUGUAUUCCCAGACAAAGCAUACGGACGUCAUUACGAAGGAAGUAUCAUCGAAGAGCUUGGCGUUUUCGAUCCGCUGCCCAAUUUUCGGAACGAGAAAUUAGUUGCAUGUGAUAUUACUCGUGUGAAAUAUUGGAUUGGAGAACGCAACGCACAUAUAUCGCCAUCUCUUUUAGAACUUUUAGGACUUUGGGGUGUAUUACCAAUACAUCCAAAGACAUUCAUCCGUGCGCGAUAUCAUCUCGAAGAACUGGAAGAAGCCAAGUUAAAAGUUCAUUCUUCAACAUCUCAAUCAGGAUCACCAGAAGUAGAAUCGAAGAAAGAAACUGAAAAAAAAAGAAAAUCAUCUUUGUAA